GAUGCUCGUACUUCGCCAAUGCGGAGUUCCACCCUUGGUAAUGUACAAGCCAGGAACACCAAAUAAGCAGCUCGAAUGUCUCGCGAGUGUCAACAGCGUUAUACAGGCAGCUGAAAGGUAAAUCUAAACUGGGUUACAACUAUGGAUUAUCAGCCCUGCCAACAACCGAUUAAAACAUGGACCACCACAGCAGGACACCACAUCUCCAGAGCUGUAUCGCCAACUGCGGAUUUCCGGACCCCCCACCUUGGGCGCCCUGCAUAUCAAGCUGACUGCAGGACAUGGCAGUGCGACGACAAUGAUUCGCUCAUGCACAAAGGUGCCUCCAUAAAGCACCCCCCAUGUCCUCCCACCGGUUAUCGUCGCGCAAAACCCACCAUGCCUUCCCCAAGCCCUCGAUGGCUUCUCGCGCUCCUUGUCCCCGUACUUCCAGCCAUGUGGAUCAGAAAUGACACCAGCUUUCAGUCCACGCUUAGCAAGAAUGCAACACUCCUCCAUCCCAAUACGCCCGCCUUCGCCGCCGCGACCCAACGCUGGAGCGCCGUCGACGCGCCCUCGUAUAGCGUCAUCGUGCAAGUUGCGACCGAGGCCGAUGUGCAGAAGACCAUCAAGCACGCGAACCGCGCGAACAAGCCCUUCCUCGCCAUCUCCGGGGGCCAUGGACAGACUACUAGUGUUGGGGGCAUGCGGGACGGCAUUGGAAUCUCGCUCGCGCAGCUUGACCGCAUCUCCAUCGCCAUCGACGGUCACUCUGUUACCAUCGGCGGCGGCGUCCAGAACGACGACUUGAUCGCUGCGCUGGCGGCGCGCGGCAAGCAAACAGUAACCACAGGAUGCGAUUGCGUGGGAAUUAUUGCACCAGUGCUCGGCGGCGGGCACGGGUGGCUGCAGGGCCGGUACGGGCUUUUGGCAGACCAGCUGCUGGCGGCGCGGAUGGUGCUUGCGAACGGGACCGCGGUGAAUGUGUCGGAAGACGAAAAUCCGGACCUGCUCUGGGCGCUUCGGGGCGCGGGGCACAACUUCGGUGUCGUAACCAAGGCGCAGCUCAGGAUCUACGAUACCGGGCCUGAAGGCGGGGAGUGGACGGCCAGCGGCUUCGUCUUCACACAAGACAGGCUCGAGGCGCUGUUUGCCGUUGCGAACGGGCUUCUCGACGAUCCAAAGAGACCGGACACACUGACGUAUUACUUCGUCGCCAUGUUCGACCCCACUGUCGAUGAACACCACCCCAUCCUCACAGCCUGGGUGAUGUACGAAGGCCGCUCGAUCCCCGAUGCCUACACCGCCCCCCUGCACGCCCUCCACCCCAUCAGCGUAAAAACAACAACCUCCUCCCUCGCCAACCUCAACAUCCACCUAGGCGCAACCCGCGACGGACCCGCAUGCAGCAAAGGCUUCGCGCGCGCCCUCUCCCCCGUGUCGCUGCUCAAAUACAACAUCCCCGCCCUCCGCGCCGCAUUCACCAUCUUCGGCGCCCUACCCGCCGCCCUCCACGCCGGAUCCGUGUUCUUCUUCGAAUCGUACCCGACGGGCGCCGUCCGCGCGGUGCCCGAGAACAGCACCGCGUACCCGGACCGCGCGGGCGCGCUGCUGGUCUCGCCGCUGCUGGGCUAUGCGGUAGGCGAGGGAGCCGCGCAUGAGGAGCUUAAGGCCGUGGCGGCGCAGGCGAUGACGCGCAUCCGCGACGUCCUGGUCACGGGCAGCGGGGCGCCGCUGGUGGCGUAUGUGAACUACGCGCGCGGGGAUGAGAGUGUGGAGGAUGUGUAUGGGGCGGGGUGGCGGGUUGAGCGGCUGAGGGCGUUGAAGAGGGAGGUGGAUCCCGAGGGGAGGUUUGGGUGGUAUGCGCCGAUUUCUUGAUGCUGGGGUAGGGGAGUGGUGUGUUGGCGGGGUGGGGGCGAGACUGGAUCGAGUGGGUUCUACGGGCUGCGCAACCCAGGGUACUUGAUAGAAGCGAGACACGGUGUACAUAAGAUGUCGAUGCUCAACCUUCAAUCAUUUCCAUGGGCCCACAAUACUGUCCCUACCGAUCAGCCUGUCAAGAGCUAACAAAACGUCUAAGAACUAUUAGGGCAUCGGUCGACCUGAGCGCUGUGGAUGUGUAUAUGCUCUGGUUUGGUGUGGCGUUGAGC
This is a messenger RNA of Boeremia exigua, 2129 nucleotides long. RefSeq lists its product as uncharacterized. Lineage: Eukaryota; Fungi; Ascomycota; Dothideomycetes; Pleosporales; Didymellaceae. The record is from RefSeq and is a predicted model, not a curated record. The transcript is spliced from 3 exons. The coding region runs from base 142 to 1857 and encodes 571 amino acids. Gene Ontology annotation, molecular function: FAD binding; oxidoreductase activity.